This is a messenger RNA of Symbiodinium sp. CCMP2592, 1566 nucleotides long. The record is from the annotation of a GenBank genome assembly. NCBI's taxonomy places the organism in Eukaryota, Dinophyceae, Suessiales, Symbiodiniaceae.
AUGGACAUGCGUUGUAGUUCUUCACAUCAACAGCUGCCGGCUGGGCCAUGGACGGAAAUGGCAUGGACGUGGGCAGUCGUCUGUCUUUCUGUCCAGCGCUUCGUUGCUGCCGUUUCUGUCUUUGUCCUUGGACGCACCACGGCAUGUCUGUAUUAUGGUGAUGCUGGACAAAGCCUGUUGGAUGCGCUGCUUCAAUCCUGCCGGGAGAUUACCGACCUGAUCUUUGGCCUCCGCUGUUCUGACUGUACUGCACAUGGGAUGCGUCUCGAUGUCCUGGCGGUGGUGCUGGCUGUGCUAAGCACAGCUGGAUGGCUGCACACGUCCUGUGAAGACUACGAGAGCAGAGGUGCGAAGGACACAGCAACAGAUCAGGUGCCUCUUUGCAGCCCAGAGCUGAAAAUCCCAACGCCUUCCAGAGCGCGUGGGCGGAUGAAGUCGCCAUCACGACAUGUCCUGGGCCCUGCGGACUCUGCCGGGGAACUGCAGCUCCUGGCAACGAUAAACAACUGCUCCGCGGAGGAGCUACGGAGUAUUUUCCAGCAAGCCAGCCUGGAUUAUGUCGACGAAAUGGGAGCAGUCAAGCGACUCCUGCACGCACGGCAGCUGAGGACAAUUCAGACCUUGGAUGAGCUGGCCACCAGUGCCGGCAUCCACCGAGAAUCGGCCAUGCCCAGCAUGCCAAGCGGGGCGCAGGCAACCGACGUGGCAGGGUUGCUGGAUGACAUAGACGUUGAUGAUCUCGAAGAUCCAGGCGAGAACCCAUUCGAUCGGGAUGUUCCGUGGUUCUCGCUCUGGCCAGUGUCUGCCUUUGCAUGCGUGCCGGAGUAUGAUUUCACCACGGCAUUUUCAUCCUUUUGUUUUGCAUCGCUCUACAUAAGGCCAGAAGUUGUGAGCAGCUUGGGUGAGGUGUGCCAGGUGGUCAACAUUCAGAAAAUCAUUCUCAAGAACUUCCGUGAUGUGGGGAAAGGCACCUGCGCGUCAGUAGGUUGUAAGUGCUGGAUUGCAGUUCUGUUUCAUGGCAAGCUCAAGAAGCUGUUGGUCCGGCAGCCAGUGAGAUCCAUCUGCCAGGUACCGAGUGGACAGAUAGAAAUCCCUCACGACGAAGAGAGCGCCGAUCUCAAACCUGGCUCUGCGCUCUUCCUCCUGGAGAUCAAGGUCACCGAGGACCCUCCUCAGGGCGAGGCUGCGGUGGAUGUCUGCGGCGAGGUACUGGAUCUUGGAGUGAUGUCUCUGGGGGACAUUCCGCAGGUAGAGCCCCAGAUUGUUCCGCAGCUCUUCAAGACGGUGGUCGUGAAGCAAGUCCUCAACACUGUGGACGUGCACACGCCACGAAGCGAUGACAAGAAGGCAGACACUCCCUUCGUGAAGGCGAGGAGAACCACCAUGAUGGAGAACCUGCGCCAGGCAUUGAGCUACGGCGCAAUGCUCUCUGCCGGGUGGGUCUAUAUAGCUCAUAAUUGCAGCAGACCUUUGUGCGGAACCGCUGUUCAGUGGACCUCUUGUCUCGUGGCCACAUUCAGCCUAACGAAUCCCAACCACCAAGCAAUUUUCCGUCAGCUUACGUGA